UUAAUGUUAGGACUAUUAUUGAUGGUGGCACUCCUACAUGCCAGUGGAGGAUCAGUGGCCAACGCAGCAGACUGUAAAUCAGCAUUGUCCAAAUAUUUCAAUGGCGACCAGAUGGUACAGAUGACAGCGGUGAUGAGCAAUGGUCAAGUGUUCUACACCGUUCAAAAGUUAUACCUAUUCUACACAUUCCUUACAAAUGGCAAUCCAUUCUAUGUUGUCGAGUCCACCAAAGAGGCAUGCAUCAAUGGACAUUUGAAUCCAUUCGAUAUCCACAAUCAAACAAUAUCAUUCUUUGACCGAAGUGGCAUUGUCAUUCAACCGACUGGUGAGGUCACCUUGUCGCCACUCUGGAAGCCUGCCGGUGACACCUUCUACAAGUUCAACCUAAACUGCGACCAGAACGUACUCUACGGCAAUGACCAAGGUAGCAUGUUUACCUUUGUAUUCUUAGAUAGUUCAGUUAAAGCA
Molecule: messenger RNA, 468 nt
Organism: Acytostelium subglobosum LB1
Lineage: Eukaryota; Evosea; Eumycetozoa; Acytosteliales; Acytosteliaceae
Exons: 1
Source: RefSeq, a predicted model, not a curated record